Molecule: messenger RNA, 936 nt
Organism: Prunus persica (peach)
Lineage: Eukaryota; Viridiplantae; Streptophyta; Magnoliopsida; Rosales; Rosaceae
Product: mitogen-activated protein kinase kinase kinase 5
Exons: 2
Coding region: 1-936 (311 amino acids)
Biological process (GO): protein phosphorylation
Molecular function (GO): ATP binding; protein kinase activity
Source: RefSeq, a predicted model, not a curated record
AUGAAAAGAAAGGCAGAAAUAAAAGUAGAAGUAAAAAUAAAGAAGCAGAGGAAUUGCAGGCGUAAUCAUGGAGUGAACUGGGUAAGAGGAGAGCUGAUCGGAAGAGGAAGAUAUGGGUCUGUUCAUCUUGCCACUUCCACGAAACCCAUCACACGGUCUGUUCAGCAUGAGGCAGAGGUGCUCAUCAAACUUAAGGGCUGCCCUUCUGUUAUUGAGUGCUUUGGUGGACAAUUCACCGCCGAUGAGAAUGGUGAGAAGGUCUACAAUUUGUUCUUGGAAUAUGCCUCUGGCGGAAGCCUUGAUCAUCUGAUCAAGAAUUCCAAUGGUUGUGGAUUGCCGGAAUCUGAGGUUAGGUGGUAUACCAAGUCAAUUCUUGAAGGGGUUAAGCGCAUUCACCAGUGUGAUUAUGUUCACUGUGAUUUGACCCCGGAGAACAUUCUGCUUCUGCCUACCACCACAAGUUGUGGAAGUACUAGUUUGGUGGCGAAGAGAGCCGAUUUCGGAUUGGCUAAGAGAACAAAAGAAAAGGUGGGUGGAUCUGGAUGUAGAGGCUCUCCUAUGUAUCUGUCCGCAGAAGCUUUGCUUGACAAGUUGCAGGAUCAGCCCUCUGAAAUUUGGUCUGUUGGUUGCAUUGUGCUUGAGAUGCUUACCGGGAAGCCCCCAUGGGAUACGCGUUUUUGUUGGAAGCCUCAGGAUUUCCUGGACAUGCUUGUUUUUGACUCUCCCAAGAUUCCAGCUAAAAUCUCAAAGGAGGGGAGGCAUUUUCUAAAGAUUUGCCUAGCCUUCAAUCCCUGUAAAAGGUUAACUGCUGAAGAGCUCUUAUCUCGUCCAUUCGUUUGUGCAUUGAAUACAACCAGAAGAUAUAAUGGAGCUUCACAAUCUGAUACUGCAAGUGUAACUUUGAGUUCAAGCAGUGAAGAAGUGAUUGUGCAUUGA